Quercus lobata is the source of this 1572-nucleotide messenger RNA. RefSeq names its product ARIA-interacting double AP2 domain protein (gene ADAP). Gene Ontology annotation, biological process: regulation of DNA-templated transcription. Lineage: Eukaryota; Viridiplantae; Streptophyta; Magnoliopsida; Fagales; Fagaceae. Gene Ontology annotation, molecular function: DNA-binding transcription factor activity; DNA binding. The record is from RefSeq and is a predicted model, not a curated record. The transcript has 8 exons. Bases 316 to 1371 code for a protein of 351 amino acids.
AUCAAAAUUGCUUAUUACUACGCAAUUUAGAAGGAACACAGGUGGUAAUGGUAUUCCUAGAGGGGAGGAACAAGUGAGGAGAAAGAGGAAGAGACUACAGAAGCCGCUUAGAGACGGCCACAUAAACCAUCCUCCUCAUCACCUCAGCCGGCUACCCUCUCAAAAAAACUAGUGAAUACUUUUCUCGUCUUCUCUUAUCAUUCCUUAAAAGCUAGCCCUUCUCAUUGGAUGACCUAGUCAUAUCUCUAAUCUCUCUCCCCCGGUCCCCAAAUCACACUUUCAACAGUUUGCACUCUUUCUUACUUUUUAAGGUUAAUGGCUAAAAGGUCUGUGAAGAACACUGCAAAUGCCAAUAACCCCGCCACGACUAAGGCAAAGCGGACGCGCAAAAGCAUCCCUCGUGACUCUCCUCCACAGCGUAGCUCCAUUUACCGGGGUGUCACAAGGCAUCGGUGGACGGGUCGUUAUGAGGCUCAUUUGUGGGAUAAAAAUUGCUGGAAUGAGUCACAGAACAAGAAAGGAAGACAAGUAUAUCUAGGGGCAUAUGGUGAUGAAGAAGUUGCAGCACAUGCAUAUGACUUAGCAGCACUGAAGUACUGGGGACAUGACACCAUCCUCAAUUUUCAGCUAUCAACUUAUGAAGAAGAACUCAAAGAAAUGGAGAGUCAGUCGAAAGAAGAAUAUAUUGGGUGUUUGAGAAGAAAAAGUAGUGGAUUUUCCCGUGGCGUUUCAAAGUAUAGAGGCGUAGCAAGACACCAUCAUAAUGGAAGAUGGGAAGCUCGUAUUGGCAGAGUCUUCGGCAACAAAUAUCUCUACCUCGGAACUUACGCUACUCAAGAAGAAGCAGCCACGGCAUAUGACAUGGCAGCCAUAGAGUACCGCGGACUUAACGCCGUUACAAACUUUGACCUUAGCCGUUACAUCAAGUGGCUACGUCCAAAUAAUAACCAAAAUAACCCUAACAAUCAUGAACCAAAUUCGAACGAUGACCUUAGUCCAAUAAUAAUACCAAAUCCAAACAAUGAGCUUGGACUAAGCUUUAUAUCCCAGCAGGCCAGCUCAAGUGCUAGUGACACACCCCAAGCUCCACCACCAACUAGGCCCGGCGGCGGUGUCGCCUCGGCUUCUUCGUCCGCGUUAGGGCUCCUGAUGCAAUCCUCCAAGUUCAAGGAAAUGAUGGAGAGGACAUCAGUGAUUGAUAAUCCGUCAAGCCCUCAAGAGUCAGACCCACCACGUCGAACCUUUCCGGACGAUAUUCAAACCUACUUUGAUUGCCAGGACUCCGGUAGUUAUACUGAGGGUGAUGACAUUAUAUUUGGGGACAUAAACUCAUUUGCUACACCAAUUUUUCAUUAUGAACUUGAACCUUAAAUACCAAGGUAAGGGCGAAAGAGAGAGACACUAAAGAUAUUUUUCCCCCCAAAUGUUUCUCUUCUUUCUUUUGAAUAUGGAGACGAGUUUGGUAAUUGUUGUUAUUAGUUCAUUUACAUGUAGAUGCAUAAAGAAAUAGACAUUGAUUUAUCAAAUGUUUCUUCUAAAUAAGACAUUUGCAUGCAAGUGCGCCUCAAUUUC